CUCCACCACCAAAACCAAAGAAGAAACAACAAAAUUUUGUAAAGAAGUUCACACUUCACACUUUGACACUUCACAUUUUCAUUUAUUGAUUGAUCUCCAACUAAACCCAAAACCCAUCAUCAGAGAGCUCUUUGAUUCCAAACUUCAACAAAAUGCGGAGGAUUCUUUCUCUGAAAUUAGCCCAAAACCUCCCCAAAAACCUCUCACCCUCCACCACCACAAGCUCUUCCGUUUUCCACUUUCAACCUCACAAAACCUUCUCUCUCACCAAAACCCACACCCAAAGUCACUUCUUUAACUCCAUCCCAACACACCCACUUCCCCAUCAGCACAAAGUUCAUGGCUUUCUCUCCAAUCCAAUUCUCAGGAGGCACUUCUCUUUGGGUUACGCAAAUACCCUUUUGAGGGUAUCAAGCAAGAAGCUUUCGGAGUGCAGGCUUGCCUUUCUCCAAAGCAAAUUUCCCAAACAGAGUCUUAACUCUAACCCAAUUCGUAUUUAUAAUCAGAGUGCCUGGAGAUCAUGGUUGCGAAGGUUAUCAAGCAAUGACAUGGUUUUGGGAUUGAUUGUAGCUAAUGUUGCUGUUUUUCUUUUAUGGAAAGUAGCAGACCCUGUAUUCAUGACCAAGAAUUUUACUAUCUCAUUGGACAAUUUUACAAGUGGACGUCUUCACACAUUGAUAACUUCGGCAUUUAGUCCCAUGGAUGUUGGGCAUUUAAUGUCUAACAUGAUCGGACUGUAUUUUUUUGGCAUCAAUGUGAGUUUAAACUUUGGGCCUGAGUUCUUGCUAAAAUUGUAUCUAGCGGGAGCUAUUGGUGACUCAGUCUUUUACAUGGUGCACCGUGCCUUCCUGGCUGCAUCAUCAAAGAACCGACCAUUUGGGACAAGGGACAAUUCUAAGAUUCCAGGUUUGGGGGCAAGUGGUGCUAUGAAUGCUAUCAUGUUACUUGAUAUAUUCCUUCAUCCGACAGCUACCCUAUACCUUGAGUUUAUCAUACCAGUUCCUGCCAUGCUGCUCAUAAGUGGAAUCUUCCUAAUUGGAAAGGAUGUCUUAAGGAUAAUGCAGGGAGACCAUCAGAUAUCAGGAUCUGCGCACUUGGAAGGUGCAGCAGUGGCAGCUAUAGCCCGGGCAAGACUUCGAAAGGGGCGUCGUUUGUUUUAGCUUAGUCUGCAGAUUACUUGGGCAGCAUUUUGUAGAUGUGAUAUGUGUAGGACACUGAGAGAUGUUCCAGUUAGCUAUUAGUGUCUCGGAACAGUCUUCUUUCUGGAGCUAAAUUACCAAAUCUUUCAAUGAUACCGGAUUAUUUUCCCGGUAUUAAAAUUCAGAUUAUUUGGGAAAACUCAUCUCCCUGAUUGCAGUCUUGCAGAUGCCAAAGUUUGGGCCUGUGCAGUGGGGCUAUGCCUGUUGGCUCAUUGUACUGUAACUGUCGUAACCGUCGCAUGUUUCUGAGUUUUUCAGCCCUGACCUGAUUUUCUAGAUUCAAAAUAAGUUGUACGUUUUUCAUUUUGACUGGAAAAUACGGAGCUCGAAAAUAGUACGUUACUUACAUCCCCUUCUUCCUU
Molecule: messenger RNA, 1561 nt
Organism: Argentina anserina (silverweed cinquefoil)
Lineage: Eukaryota; Viridiplantae; Streptophyta; Magnoliopsida; Rosales; Rosaceae
Product: RHOMBOID-like protein 12, mitochondrial
Exons: 8
Coding region: 153-1160 (335 amino acids)
Cellular component (GO): membrane
Molecular function (GO): serine-type endopeptidase activity
Source: RefSeq, a predicted model, not a curated record